This is a messenger RNA of Zonotrichia leucophrys gambelii, 3253 nucleotides long. It is a transcript of the gene DGLUCY, whose product is annotated as D-glutamate cyclase. Gene Ontology annotation, molecular function: D-glutamate cyclase activity. Gene Ontology annotation, biological process: glutamate metabolic process. The transcript is spliced from 16 exons. Bases 538 to 2385 code for a protein of 615 amino acids. NCBI's taxonomy places the organism in Eukaryota, Metazoa, Chordata, Aves, Passeriformes, Passerellidae. The record is from RefSeq and is a predicted model, not a curated record.
CCGCCUUCCCCGCCGCCCCUCUACUCCCCGCUCUUGUUUGUAAACAUUCCCGCCCGCCUCUCCCGCUGACCCCCGACCCCCGCGGGAGGGCGGGCGCUGGGCUGCCGAGAGGAACUCAGAUGUGAAGUUCUUCACGUGGCCUGUGCUGGGACCAACAGCAGAGCAGAGCUCCUGAGCUGCUCCCUUGCUGCAUUUGUCACUGUAGCUGUCACACUCCCUUGCACUUGCUGCACAGCCAUGGUGCUGCUGCCGCCAGUGGUGGUGCCUCAAGGGUGCCAGGACAGAGUGACUGCAUCAGGAACACCCACAUGCUGUGGGAUCAGGCUGCCCAGGACAGUUCAAUAAGGGCCUGUAUCCUUUCAGGCCCUUAAAAGUAAGUUGAAUAAGCGACUCUUGUCAUCUUAUAUGAUAACAACCUUCGGUGGAUCAUUUGCAGCCUCCUCUUGCUACCGCUUUGAAGUUUCAUCAUCCUUGUCAAGAUCUGGAAGUGCAGCUCAGGAUAUGGUAGUGCCCACAAAUCAGUAGUGGGAGGAAAAUAUGCUUUUGACAGGAGGGUUGAAAUCUCUCCUUCCCCAUGUGCUAAGAAGAAUAAUUAGAUGCAACAGACUCAGUAUUAGUAAUACUUCUGGAAUGGCAGAAGGCUACAAACAGGCCAAUAUUGUGAUUUUGCACAAGUCCCUGGCUGAUGACUUUGAGAAGUUCUGCCGUGCAAACGAUGGACCCCUGCCACUGCUGUACAGAAGUCAACCAGGUGACUGGAAAUGUCCUUCCCUGAGAAGUGAUUCUGAUAUCAGAACUGAUUGCCUACAGUACAGAAAAUAUGAGCAUGGAGCUUGUACUGGAUCACUGAAAAGCCUUAAGGAGUAUUCUGAACAACUCAAGGACAUGGUGACUUUUUAUUUAGGCUGCAGCUUCUCUUCUGAAAAAGCAAUCCAAAAAGCUGGCAUUCCUAUCAGAAACAUUGAGCAAAAAUGUAAUGUAAGCAUGUACAAAACAUCUGUGCCUUGCAACAGCAUUUCAAUGUUUCACUGCAACUUAGUAGUCACAAUGAGACCCAUUCCUGAAAGCAAGUUGGGAGCAGCUGUGUCAGCAACAUCUGGAUUAAAAGAAGCCCAUGGAGCACCAAUUCACAUAGGUGACCCCGGUCUGCUGGGAAUACAAGAUCUUUCUAAACCAGACUAUGGCGAUCCAGUUCACCUUCACCCUGGUGACAUUCCAGUGUUUUGGGCCUCAGGAGUAACAGGAGUAGAAGCAAUUAUCAACAGCCGAGCUCCGUUAGCUUUUACCAAUUCUCCUGACUGCACAUUCGAUACCGACCUAGAGAGAGGUACAGUCAGCUCCUCAGGAGGAGCCCCACAGGUCUACUGCAUCUCUCGAGAUCCUCUGCAUUUCAGCAUUGUGUCAGCAGAAGCAGCCCAAAAGAUAAAUACUCUGGAGACCCUAAUUGGAGUAGAUCCAGGGGAGCGGGGGAUCGGGCACCUGCGGCGGCAGGGGGAGCUGCUGGCGGCCAGCCUGGCCCUGUCGCGGGCGGGCUCGGUGCUGGUGACCACGGGCUUCCCCACGCACUACAGCCACCAGCCCCCCGAGGAGAACGACGGCCCCCCGGGGGCCCUGGCCAUCGCGGCCAUGCUGCAGGCCCUGCAGAAACGGGUUGCCAUGGUUACGGAUCGCAGAGCCAUGGAGCUGAAUACAAAGAUUAUUGAAGAAGCUGUUCAACUAGGAAUCCUGAAGAAGCCCAUCCCUCUAUUGAGUUAUCAAAGGGAAAAUGCCAAUUCAGCGUUAAUGUUUUUGUGUGAGAAUGGGAAUCCUGCAAGACCUAGAUUUGAUCACCUGGUAGCCAUAGAGCGUGCUGGGAUGGCUGCUGAUGGCAAUUAUUACAAUGCCAGGAAAGUUAACAUUAAACAUCUCGUGGAUCCCAUAGAUGAGCUAUUUUUAGCUGCACAAAGCAUUCCAGGAAUCACAACAACAGGUGUUGGAGAUGGAGGAAAUGAAUUAGGAAUGGGCAAAGUCAAAGAUGCUGUGAAGAAGCACAUAAAAAAUGGAGAUGUUAUAGCUUGUGAUGUUGAAGCUGAUUUCACUGUUGUAGCUGGUGUGUCUAACUGGGGUGGCUAUGCCAUUGCCUGUGCCCUGCACGUGCUGCGCUGCUGUGCCACCCACGAGCGGUACCUGCGCCGCGCCCUCGGCUGCCCGCACGCCCUGAGCCAGCGGCCCUGGCUGCCAGCGCUGCCCUCCGUCCCCAAGGAGGAAAAGCUUCUGAAAGCACUGGUGCAGCUCGGGGUCCGCAGUGGCAAAACUGCCAGUCUGGAGAUGGAGGUGGAUGGGCUGCCCUUCCACAGCACCCACUCACUGAUGAUUGAAAAGCUGCUGCAGGAGGCACAGCACUGACUGCCCCUAGUGAUUUCUACAUGAAGAGAUGCUCCCAUGUCAUUUCCUUAUUUUUGAGGCUCUCUCAAGAUGUAAAAGAUAGAAAAAGAUGGCUUUUCAUCUCUGGUGUCUUGACCACACACAGCCUUUCAUUGUUAUCCUUACAACAUCUCUGUGAAACAAGAAGAGGAUAUCAUCAUCCACUUGGCUUACCUUUCUUUUCUGUAAUUUUAUAAUGGAAAAUGGAAUUUUGUAAUUUUAUAAUGGAAAAUUAAUAUUAAAUGAUAUUAUACAAUAAGAGGUGAUCUGGCUUUUACAAAGAAAGCAUGAAAUUACGAUGAGAUAUUAUUGCACUGCUGUUCUUGUUUUACUAACCUCAUAACUGCAACAGGAAGUAACUUUCAUAGCAACCUGGAUUUAAAAAUACUUGUGGUGAGGAAAACAGCUACAGCAGAGAGAGAAGAUUCAAAACAAAACUGCAGUGUUUCAUAGUGAGAGCUCCACUGCACACUUCCUGUAGCCCCUCUCAAACACUGUGUUCUUAUGGUGGGGGAUAGUUUGUGGAAGUGUGAGGGGAGAAGGAGAAAAUUUUAACUGAACUAAGGAAAAUAAGGACAGCAUUGCAGAUCUUCUGUGUAGAGGGUUGGCUGUGUCAUUACCCCCUGUCAUAUUAGUAAUUUGCCACUUACAUAUUUUGCCACUUUAUGGAUAGUAGAGAAAAUGUGUAGACAUUUCAGAGUAUCCUGCUGUUACAAAGAAAUUAAUUGAAUACAAAAUAAUCAUUAGAAAUUAAAGCAUGAUUCUAAAUGAAUAAACAUUUGCAUUCAGCAUAACAUUAUGUAAAUAAACUUUUGCAUGAAUUCCUGUUGUAGAAGUUCAGCUCCUGACA